Messenger RNA from Achroia grisella, 4681 nucleotides. RefSeq lists its product as uncharacterized. The transcript has a single exon. NCBI's taxonomy places the organism in Eukaryota, Metazoa, Arthropoda, Insecta, Lepidoptera, Pyralidae. The coding region runs from base 111 to 539 and encodes 142 amino acids. The record is from RefSeq and is a predicted model, not a curated record.
AUUGCGAACUGUGUGUACGUGUUUCGCGCGCACGGCGUUCAUUAACGAAAACAUUGCUUUCAAACUGAAUUGUUAUGAGAAUAGUUGAUUGUUAAUAACAAAACAGUGAAAUGCCAACCGACAUCAUGCCGGCUGCGUGUCGCGGUGUCCAUUUGAGCGACAAUUUCAACAGGAAAAAGAACAUCGAUGCAGAGGUUAAGUCCGGCUUUUUGGUGCUUUUGGGACCUGACGGCAUGCGGCAGGACGUAAGAGUUGUGGUGUACAGAACAACGUUGGAGCACUUUGCUGUUAUAUAUCCGAGGAAGAGAUUGUCGAAGGCCAUCGGCGUGGUCAACCUGAGGAACACAUCAGUAGACCGAGACGAGAACAACAGUGGUUUUGUUGUCAGACAAAAAGGUUAUGACAAUACCGUGUCGGCUAAGUUUGUGUGCUCAGAACGCAAUGUGGAGGCAUGGUUGGCUGCGUUCACGACUCGCUCCUCGCCGCAUAGUCAGCAUCACGCCAGUCUACCGGUCCUCGUGGAAGGCGAGGAGAGCUAAAACCGUUACCUAACCGAUACAACAUCGGUUUUUGUGAUUGAUUUGUUUUCGCAUAUAUAAUGCGAAUUUGCGACACGUCGCAACGAGGUUGUGUUUGUUUUGCAAUGGGAUGCGAAAAGUGAAAGCGAGAUUUUUUUUUGUGAGCGCAUGAAAGUGCUCUCUGUAAUGAUUAUGCACUUACCGGAGAAUAAAAAGCGCCUGUGACUCAGUGAAUCAUCGCAGUGACUACCGCUGUCUCGCUGAUUGCCUGGUAUUUUUUUCUUUGGUAACUUCGACAAUCUGGUAUACAAUUGAUAUUAAUAUAUAGUGAUGCAUAUACAGACAUAUAUUGAAGUGUGGUUACAACAUUAACGAAUAAUAACUAGCUACCGUUUAUAAUAAUAGUUUAAUAGUGCAGAACACUUAAAUCAGAAAGUUACUUCAUUUAUUCAGUUAUGUAGUAAUAUGAAAUAAUUUUAAUUACGGAGAGUCAGAUGUCCUUUGAUGUGUCUAGCUAUCGUUUACAUAUGGACUUAUCUGUCUUUCAAAUGUUGUAUUGAAAAUUUAAAAUAGCUAUGUUCAUUGUAGUUAUUUCUGUAUAUUGUCACCAAGCGUUCUUUUCAAUAUUCGAGUUUUCAAUAGUCGAGUUCGAGUAUACUUAACUGUUAUAUUAUUUUAUGAGUCAUCACAUGAUUUAGGUCAGUCUGUAUUUUUUUAUGAAUUGUUAUUUAUUGUUGUCAGUUAGGUAUCUAUAACCGGAGCCGCGCUAUUUUUUUUUAAUAUUAAUCGUAGAAUAUAUAUAACCAGUAUGCAACUAAAUUACGUUAAAGAUUUAAUAAAACAGAUAAACCAUAUAUUUGUAAUGCCUAUGCAACAUUAUGAAAACAAAAUGCGAUUGCUUCACCGACAAGAAAUCAGCUUAGCUAUGAAUAGGAAGAACAUUUUCACAGAAUGGCCGUCUGUAUUAGGCAACAUUAACAAAAUAAUAAUUUUCGACUUACAUCACUUUGCGUUGACGAAUCUUCUCACUGAACUUAUAGUAUUGGCUACGAUGGCUUUUAGAGGAUUUUUAUUAUAUAAUAAAUAGAUAAAUACUAAUUAUUUGUAUUAGUUAUUCAUAAUUACGAAGUAUGUCACAUUCUUUUAAACUUACCGCAUCGAAAAAAAAUUAUUAAUUAAAAAAAGAAAUACAUAUUUACUAUACUCACACUGAUUUUAAACAAAUUAUCUAAAAAAAAAACAAAAAUGGCUGUUGAAUUGAGAAUCUUCUCAUCGAAUUUAGUUAAACACCUAUUACAACAACAUAAGUUAUUGUAGUCAUAAGCAUCAUACAUGCCUAUUGCAUAUAUUUGAGAAAUAUAAUGUCUUAAAAUGACUCAAAAACGUAUUUCAAAAUGUCGACAAACAAUGUUUGUAGGCAAAUCUUGCGCCACGUAAAUUUUGUGUUUGGUUGCAUAGGCAGAUUUUAGUUAUUACUAAAUUAUAUUACGUGUUACUUACGUACUUUGUACACGGAUUUAGUUAUUUCAACACCAGCUUUCGUUAUUUACGUAUAUUAAGAAAAAAGGCGCGCUGUGAUUAGCACAAUAUUACGAUUAAAGUUUCUUUUUUAUUAAAAAAAUAUAGGGCAUAGAUUGUGUUCUUAGAAAUCAUAGACAAGACAUUCAUUUCUUUUAUUGUUAUAUAUUUUUUCUUUUUUAUCUACAAUACUUUGUGAUUUUUAUACAGUAAAAAAAUAUAUGUAGUUUUUAUAAAAUUCUGCCCUUUUUACGAAUAAAAAGAACUUUUAACUUAGGAACGUAUGUGUAGUAUGUACCUAUAAGACUAAUUUUGUAGUAAAAUACUAGGUACUUAUUACAAAAGAAUUGAUAAAAUAAUAUUUUAUAAGUCAAAACCAGUUUACAGUUACUAAAGAUUCUCUGGAUUCUAAAUCACAAAAAAUUCACACGACUUUAGAAUCUCUUAUCUUUAUGCGUAAAGUCGUUUAACCAACGGUAGCUUAGGCUCAAUUUUCAAGGUCAUUAUUAUAAUAGUUUGUAUGAGAAGGGUAAAAGCAUUGUAAGGAAUUUAUAAGAACAGGGUCACGCUUUUAACGGCUUCAAUCUUGGAGACUAAUAAUGUGACCCUGUUUGUUACGUUUUUAAUUUCUUACCAUAAAUGGGGUGCUACCAAAUUAUUUCCAUUCCCCUUUACAGGCCAUACGAUUAGAUCGGUGUUUCCCAAUUAGUGGUACGCGUACCCCCAGGGGUACAUGAUGUCACAUCAAGGGGUACGUGCGGCUAUCAGGAAAAACAAGAACAAUUUCCAAAAUAUUAUGUUAUAACGAUCACAUCGUAAAAGCACGGAGCCCGAGCACUGACCGACCGUGCGCUAUCCCGCGCCUGCCGCAUCUUACCAUUGGGCUGCCGCCGUCUCCCGCCUCCCGUUCCAGCUUCCCGCCAGUUUGUUUUUGUCUUAAUAUAAUAUUAGUGUGAUUGCUACAAUAAGGGGUAUGCAAGGUUUGAGGUCUUUUUUUAGGUGGUACUCAGCAAAAACUAAUUGGGAAUCACUUUUGAUAGAAAUCAGUGAUCCUACUACCUAAAUAAAAACCAAAAAAAAGGUAUAAUUUGAAAUUAUUACAUAUGUUUUAAAUAAAUCAAUGCUACCAAGAUAUGAAAUUUGUUUAACUAAUAGCAAGGAACACCAAUAAUUUGGCAGCACCUUAUUGUAAGGAUAGCUGUUGUAAUUUCAUGUGAAAAUUAAAAAUAUGUUUGUACGAAUUUGUAUAUUUUUCCUUUGUAUAAAAAGUACCUGCAAAAUUACAAGAGUAUGUAUUUCAAAAGCAUGACUAUUACGCUAUGUUUGUAAAAAAUACUAAUGCAAUAGAAUAGAAAAAUAUUUAUUCAUAUUAAAAUAAACUUACAUUGAAGCACAUUUGAAUAGUCAUCACAAUUUUUUUUAAUCUACCUCUCAUUCGGGAUGUUCUCAAGAACGAGCAAGGAACUUGCGUUUUGCUCUUUUAAAUAUUUUCGUUGUAAUUUUACAUUUUUAAAUUCAAAUGUGUGAUACAAUAUAAUUUUUAAACACUCGGAUUGUCAUAAUUAAGUGAUGUACCUAUUAUAUAAAUACUGUUGUCUUAAUUAUUACUUAAAAAUAUUUAUAAACCUUAAUACCUUAAGAUACCAUUCGGCAUCACUCUCUUAUUAAAAAGCAAUGGGAUCAAUAAUAAAUCUAUAAAAUAUAAUUAAUAUGUGAAGUAAAAAAAAAUUUUAAUUACCCUGUAAAGUAGGUAUUAUGUAAUCUUUUUAUGACUUAGUAGGAAAAGUCCUAAGUUCGUAUUUAUUCGACACUAAAAGAACGAUGUGUUAUUUCAUGUCUGUCUGUCUCGCCGACGAUGUAAACAGCUAUAACAAAGGAAAUUAUUCCUCCUGUCAUAUUGUAUUCAAAUAUACGCAGAAAAACGUUAAGUGUUGCCUUAUCACGUGACUGACAAUUGAUAAUGCAUCUAAUUACGUAUUUAUAUCGUUAUGUAAAUUGGUCUGGAUUAUUAUUAUCCGGGAUAACAGUCAUGAAUAUGAAAGUAUAUGAUAUACUUUAUUGCUCUUGUAAUAAAAUAUAACAUUGUUAUAUAAAAGGUAAAAGGACCUAUAUAAUAAAGACCAGAGAAUUUCUCUGUUCUCUGAUAAAGACAUAUAUAUCUAUAUAUAAUAUUAGACAAACGAAAUCAGCGACUUAAAUUAUUUGCAGACCAUCAAUUCAUUUUUUUUUAUUAACUGUUUAUACGAAAGUACCUAGGCACUUUCGUAUAUGUUUAUCGCUAAUAACUCCGUAAUAGUUAUAUUUACAAAAAUACUUUUAUGUUGCUCUGUAUCUAUCUGUUUUCGUUUCUCUUUAUGUUUUACGGCAAUAAGCACAAAAAAUAUAAAUAUUUUUUCAAAAGUUUUUUUAAAACGUUCGAUUUUAACUCUCCUCUUACUACUCGGUUGUCUCUGCCUAUAUGUAAUGUAUACCUACUUAGAUUUAAAUGUAUAUAUUUUUAAUGCGACAUUCCACAUUGUAUUGUAUGCCAGUUACCUAUUAUAAGUUAUGUAAACAGUCAUUUGUUUUUCUAUUGUCAAAAAUAGAGAACAUUAAUGUGAUACUGAAAUUGUGUGAUUGUUUGUAAUAAGGAUAUUAUUUAAGCA